Anthonomus grandis grandis is the source of this 1155-nucleotide messenger RNA. RefSeq names its product probable 39S ribosomal protein L45, mitochondrial (gene mRpL45). Gene Ontology annotation, cellular component: mitochondrion. The transcript has 4 exons. The record is from RefSeq and is a predicted model, not a curated record. Lineage: Eukaryota; Metazoa; Arthropoda; Insecta; Coleoptera; Curculionidae. The coding region runs from base 124 to 1107 and encodes 327 amino acids.
AAGAAAAGAAAAAAAGUGUGGUUAGGCUAAAAAGCAUUUGGAUUUGGAAAAUAAAGUUUUUAAAAAGUAUAUAAAUACCCCAAAAGUAGGAGCUAUAACGUUUUGAAUUCCUUUGGAUAAAAUAUGGCUCUACGAGGUGCCGUAAUUACUGUCAAUAGUCGCUUGCUGCAGGAAAAACUAGCAGGGCUCUUGGCUCCAACUAUCCCAAAUCUGAACAGCCAAAUUGUUAGACAUAGACGGACAAAACACUGGGAUCCAAAAUGGAAGCUUCUCAGGCGUUUAAAAGUUUUUAAGGUUGAGCUGCCCAAGUUCAAUGAAAAUAUAAAGGACAUGUCUGAAGAAGAAGUUAGGUCCAAGAUGAAGGAACAGGGCUUAUUGCCGCCCAGGCCCUGGAUGGAAACACAAUAUUACAUUUCAUCUACUGGUGCAGUGUUUGAACCUUACAUCCCUCCAGAGGGAGAUGGAAAGGUGUCUCCGGUGUCUAAACAGGGUGCUAAACAGGGUUUACAAUUCAUAGAAAAAAAGACCAGAAGCAUGAUGAGCAUCAGAAAAAUCCGUCAGUUCGAUGAGGACUUUGAAUCCGCCCAAUUCUGUAAGGAGGCAACACAGAUUUACAUCAAGAUGCAUGAAGCCAUGGCAAACCAAGACGAGGACGGUAUUAUUAAGUAUGUAACGGAGAGGGCCUAUCCAGAAGUCAUGCAUAACAUUAAAAAUAAAACUAUCCAUUGGAAAUAUCUCAAAGAUGUUGAGCUGCCUAGAAUUGUCCAUGCCAGACAUACGAAUAUUGUUACCGACGAUAAUUUUUUUGCACAAAUUACUGUGAGGUUUCACACGCAACAGAUCUUGGCAUUGUAUGACAGAUUUGGUAGAUUAAUGCACGGCAGCGAGAUCCUGGCAAAGGAUGUCCUAGAAUAUGUUGUCUUUGAAAAACACCUUUCAAACCAGUAUGGGAUUUGGAGGGUUCAUGCUAAGAUAAUUCCUUCAUGGCUUCCCCCUAAAGAGCCUUCCAAGCGGACUUUCAAGGAGUUACCGGAACCAGUAGUUGACAGUACCGUGGUGCCUCAUGAUGAACCUAGCCAAGAUUCAACUGCAAAGUUACCUGCUUGAGAAUCGUAGAUGUUUUUCACUUUGUAAAUAAAAAGAUUAUAUAGAGUA